This is a messenger RNA of Daldinia caldariorum, 435 nucleotides long. Its product is annotated as tRNA-splicing endonuclease subunit Sen15. The coding region runs from base 1 to 435 and encodes 144 amino acids. Gene Ontology annotation, molecular function: nucleic acid binding. Gene Ontology annotation, cellular component: tRNA-intron endonuclease complex. The transcript has a single exon. Gene Ontology annotation, biological process: tRNA-type intron splice site recognition and cleavage; tRNA splicing, via endonucleolytic cleavage and ligation. The record is from RefSeq and is a predicted model, not a curated record. Lineage: Eukaryota; Fungi; Ascomycota; Sordariomycetes; Xylariales; Hypoxylaceae.
AUGGCAGAGAAAUCUUAUGUUGAACACCUCGCGGAAUCGGUGUUUGACAAUCUUCGAUAUCAGCACGAUUGGACUGAGUUGCAAAUUUUAACUCAUUCCCCAGUGGAUAACUCACCUCUGCCUCGGCCUCUGAUCUCUGGAUUGCCUCCUCGUCGGCUCUAUUUACAUCCCGAUGAUCAGAUUGAAAUACUCAAAACUCAUCCGAACCCCGAAGACCGUAUUCCGGAGACUCCUAUAAUCGAAUGGGUCUUACCAGUUCAUCUGGCCGAAAAAUGGACGCUCAAGGCAUUUGCAAGCGUUUUUGAUUCCAUGCCGCCUGAAACCUCAGCUGGUCCGGCUCGUGCUAAGAGAGUGCUACUUGCUACAGUACAUAACGAUUCUACCGUUGUUUACUAUUUCAUGCACGAUGGCAUUGUCAAACCUCGCCAGAAUUAG